Messenger RNA from Penicillium brevicompactum, 1302 nucleotides. RefSeq lists its product as uncharacterized. The transcript is spliced from 10 exons. Bases 1 to 1302 code for a protein of 433 amino acids. The record is from RefSeq and is a predicted model, not a curated record. Gene Ontology annotation, cellular component: Cul4-RING E3 ubiquitin ligase complex. Lineage: Eukaryota; Fungi; Ascomycota; Eurotiomycetes; Eurotiales; Aspergillaceae.
AUGGCUCCAGAACUCCCAGGUUUCUACUACGACGAGGUGAAGAGGAAGUAUUUCAAGAUCCAAGCCAAUCACCAAGCAUCACAACAAGCAAAGUACACACAAGAUGACGUGAAACGUCGCAAGCUUGAUACUGCCGAAUCACAAAGGGCUGCCGCUAUGAAUGACCGCCAGACGAAGGAACGUGUCAGACGGUCUCGUCUACUAACUAGUUCCUCAAAUCGUCUCCUCGAAGAGCUCGGAUCUCUCAGCUUAUCACACGAUGACAUGUUGAGCCGCCGGGGCAUUCAAUGCGCCAUCGCGAACUUUUCAAAAGGGUCUCAUGUUUCCGUAUGUUACCCAGUCGAGGACGAGCACUCGAGGUGGCAGUAUUCACCCGAAUCGCAAGUGUAUUACUGGCAAACUCCCUCCCUGGACCCAUGUUGUUCAUCUAUCAGCCCCACCGGACAUGUCCUGGCCGGUCUCUUCGAUCAUCAGGGCUCCGAGCUCCGCAUUUUUCAAAUCCCACCGCCAGAUGAUGGAGGCAAAUACCUGCGUCCAGAGUGUCCGACUGUUCAUCUCUUGAGCAUAGGAAACAAUCUCCCCCGUGUUGCCACCCCUCUCUCAACAGGGACUAUUCCCAUAUUCGCCAUCGGCCUUCAGUCGGGUCUCAAUCUUCUCACUCCCUCGCCCGACGGUUGGACCGAUCUCAGACCAUUAGGGACUUCCCCAACUCGGACCAACCGCUCGGCCCGCCGUAACAAAUCCGAGUCCACGUCGGAUACCGAUGUGUGGGCAGCCGAGUUCUUGACUCCCAACACCAUCGCCGCUGGCGGCAAAGGAAAGUCCGUGUUCGUGGCCGAUUCUAGAACCAGCGCCGACGGCGCCGUCGCCUGCAAGUACGGGGCACUGGUCACCGAUAUCAAAGCCAUCGAUGAACAUAGGAUCGUCGUCGGCGGGACAGGUCGCUCCCGAGGCCCAAAUCGCGCCGAUGUGGAACAUGUGGUCACGUAUGACCUCCGCUACAAGAAGGAGUCAAACGGAAAAACUGUGCCAUACAGGCAGUAUCCCGGGCUUAAUUUUGCUCCGCCGUGGCCCAGGUUUGAUGUUUGCCCGGAGCUGGGGCUGUUGGCAACUGUCAACCGCGCCAAGAGGCCUUGUUUCAUGUCCCUGACGACUGGUCAGAUCGUGGAGACCCCAGCUGGGGAGUCUGAUCAAACUGGCAAAGUUAAAUUUGACCGGGGUCACGAUGACCCCCAAUGGCGAGGCCCACGGUCACACAGUCUCUUGGUUAGCACCCAGGGGGCUAUACAUGAGUGGUCAUAG